CCCCGCCCCGGGAUCAAGCCGGAGGGGUGAUUGGGGACCCUCCCCGCCUUGAGUCUCGGGGAAGGUGAAGCCUAGCUUUCCUCCUGGGCGAGGGAGGAGGGUGGGCAGGAAGCUCAGCCCAGCGCUGGGGAAAGAAAGACUGCCAUUCCCAGCCCCCCGCCCCGCGGGGCGCGGGGCGCCGGCGGCGCAUGCGCGAGGCCCGGCCCCCAAUUCCCCGAGCGAAGGAGGGAGGCCCCCGGCGGCCCGAACUGCGAGCCGCGGCGGGACCGAGCGCACGCAGGGGCGCGCCGGUGGCCGGGCUGGACGGGCUGCGGAGGCGCCGGUCGUGAGCACGCGAGGUCAAGGGCCGGACGGCCGCCGGAGGGCACAGCGCUCCCGGUGCGGGGAGGGACCCGCCACCCGCGGCCCCCCACGCGGGGACAGCGAUGCGGUGCGCCCAGAGGUCCCGGUAGCCUCGGAUCUGCGGCGGUGAUGGAUGAGCCGUGGUGGGAAGGGCGCGUCGCCUCGGACGUCCACUGUACCCUACGCGAAAAGGAACUGAAGCUGCCUACCUUCCGCGCCCACUCCCCGCUCCUGAAGAGCCGUCGGUUCUUUGUAGACAUUCUGACCCUGCUGAGCAAACACUGCCAUCUGUGCCCCUCAGCCCGGCACCUGGCCAUCUACCUGCUGGACCACUUCAUGGACCAAUACAACAUCACCACCUCCAAGCAGCUGUAUACUGUGGCCGUCUCCUGCCUCCUGCUGGCAAGUAAGUUUGAGGACAGAGAAGACCGUGUGCCCAAAUUGGAGCAGAUAAACAGUACGAGGAUCCUGAGCAGCCAAAACUUUUCCCUCACUAAGAAGGAGCUGCUGGCCACAGAACUUCUGCUCCUGGAGGCUUUCAGCUGGGACCUCUGCCUGCCCACACCUGCCCACUUUCUGGACUACUACCUCUUGGCCUCCAUCAGCCAGAAGGACCACCACUGCCACACCUGGCCCACCACCUGCCUCCGAAAGACCAAAGAGUGCCUGAAGGAGUAUGCCCACUACUUCCUGGAAGUUACCCUGCAAGAUCAUAUCUUUUACAAAUUCCAGCCUUCUGUGGUCGCUGCAGCCUGUGUUGGGGCCUCCAGGAUCUGCCUUCAGCUUUCUCCCUACUGGACCAGAGACUUGCAAAGGGUCUCAAGCUACUCCCUGGAGCAUCUCAGCACAUGUAUCGAAAUCCUGCUGGUAGCAUAUGACAAUGUCCUCAAGGAUGCAGUUACAGUCAAGAGCCAGGCAUUGGCCAUGGUGCCUGGCACAUCACCAGCUCCCACCCAAGUGCUGUUCCAGCCGCCCGCCUACCCUGCGCUCAGCCAACCACCGCCAACACUAGCCCAGUUCCAGAGUCCAGCGCAGGACUUGUGCUUGGCUUAUCGGGACUCAUUACAGGCCCAUCGCUCAGGAACCCUGCUCUCAGGAGACACUGGUCCAUCCCUCCACACCCCAUACCCAACCCUCCAACCCUUGGAUAUGUGUCCUGUGCCCGUCCCUGCAUCCCUUAGCAUGCAGAUGGCCAUUGCAGCUGAACCCAGGCACUGUCUUACAGCCACCUACGGAAGCAGCUACUUCAGCGGGAGCCAUAUGUUCCCCACAGGUUGUUUUGACAGCUAGGCCACAUUUGGACCACAUGGAGAACCCUGGAAGACCCAGACCGAAGAAGUGAGCACCUAAGAGGGAGAGUUCAGCCAGGUGAGGCAGAGAACCUAGUACCCUUCAAUAGUGAGGGUCUGUGUGCUUUAAACAAACAAACAACCCAGAGCCAACAUCCAGGGACAUACCUCACCCAACAGCAUCUCUCUGGGAACCUCUUCCACGAGUGCCUGGAGGACAAAGACGUGACCGUGGCCAUUCACUCCCUUGAGUUGGGGGAUCCAGUGGAGCACAUCAGACCUGAUGAGAGGCUUGGACAUUGAGGACUGCAUAGAGAUCAGUAGCACAUCUGGACUUUUCAAAGACUACUUUUCACAGCUUUGCCACUGAAAAAGAAAGGGCAGUUGGGCGGUGGAGGCACAUGCCUUUCAUCCAAGCACUCAGGAAGCAGAGGCAGGCAGAUCUUUGUGAGUUCGAGGCCAGCCUGCUCUACAGAGCAAGUUCCAAGACAGCCAGGGUUACACAGAGAAACCCUGUCUGGAAAAACAAACAAACAAAAGCAAAGAAAAAGAAAGAAGUGGCACCUGGCAUAUCCUCUGUGUCUCUAGAAGAUCCAUCCUGAGUGUGUUUCCCUCCUUAGCUCCACACCAAGGGCCCCAUUCCCCAUGUUUAUGCCUGAGCACUGGCCCCUUGAGGCACAGUGGCUAUCUUGCCCUUUUGUUUUUGAACCCCAAACCUUGUUUGUCCUUCUCGAGAUUUCACAUGCUGCUGCUGCUUCCUGGAACAAUCUAGCUCUCUAUCCUGCAAAAAAAAAAAAAAAAACAUCUUGUUUACAUACUGUGUCAGGGAUUUUGUGAUACUUGAAAAUUCCGUAGGAGAAAAAAAGUUUGAAUUGCCACACUGUCUGUCCCAUGUUGAGGCUGUAUCUUUUAUGAACCCAGCUUGUGAGCAACUGGUGGGUAAGAACAGCAGGGAGAGAGAGCACCUCCCAGGCUCGUGGCUCUGAAGAGUCAGCCCCUGGGGUGCUAGGCUUCACCUGCUGAACUUGGAUCACGGCCCCCUGGUGGGGGGCCGUUGUGGAAAGGAAGACAAAGGUUUGAACCGCUGGGUCCUCACUUCCCUCCACCACACACAGGCUUGUAGUGCUGAGGGUGAACCGCCCCCAGCUUUGUUUGAGUUUGGCCCAAUAGUAAAGGGUAAUAAUACUGUGGAAUAUUUGAGAAGUAGGGGGGAUGAACGUGGUCUAUGACACCAGCAUUGGCAGGCAAGGGAUGGCUGGAGCAAAAGCCGGUGUCUGGGGAUCUGCAGUGGGAGGGCUCAGGAAGACUCACCAUGUGCAAUAUGUUAGGACUGACUCAUACAUAGCCUGUGCUUAGGAUGUUCUUGUGGUUGGUUUUGUUUUGUGUCAGGGGACAUGCUGUUCACCCAUCAGAAUUGGGAGGGAGGUGCAAAAGACCACAAAAACAAAUUUUAGUUUUCUUUUUGAAAAGAUUGUGUCUUGGUUUUUUUUUUAUUAUUAUUAUUAUUAUUAUUAUUUUGAUUUUCUUUUUUCUUUCUUUGGCGGCGGGGGCUGGGGGGAGGUUCCUUUAAUUUUGAGACAGGUCUAAUGUAGCUAAGGCUAGCCUCAAACUUAGUACAUAGCCAAGGCUGGCCUUGAACUCCUGAUCCUCGUGCUUCAGCUUACCCUGUAUGCCAUGACACCUUGCCUCCCAUCUUGGUUCUCUUUGACUCGCUUGCCAAGCCAAGAGACCAUAGCAGGGACUGCCAGGGAGGCAGCCACAGGCUGCUGAGUCGGAUAUGACAGGGAUGGGACUUUUCUGAGCCGAUGAAUGUCUCACGGGAAGUGAAUAAGGAAAGAGCUGGAUGCAGAUGAGGCGCUGCCGUUUUGUCAGUUAGCAUAGGAACCUGCACGUUUGUUUGUUAUUUUUUUUUGUGUGUUUUUGGCUCCCACCCCUUCACCCCCAUUACCAGCCUCUUUGUAUUCAUGUGCAACUGGUUUGGAGUUACUGUAUCUGUCUGUUCUGGGCUGGGGCUUAUGAGAAACAUCUCCACUGGGGCCCCAGAGCUAGCCUGAUUCCCAGGCCCAGGUGUCCUGCAAUAAAUACAUCACCUGCU
Molecule: messenger RNA, 3726 nt
Organism: Peromyscus californicus insignis
Lineage: Eukaryota; Metazoa; Chordata; Mammalia; Rodentia; Cricetidae
Gene: Ccnjl
Product: cyclin J like
Exons: 6
Coding region: 472-1632 (386 amino acids)
Biological process (GO): regulation of cyclin-dependent protein serine/threonine kinase activity; mitotic cell cycle phase transition
Cellular component (GO): nucleus; cyclin-dependent protein kinase holoenzyme complex; cytoplasm
Molecular function (GO): cyclin-dependent protein serine/threonine kinase regulator activity
Source: RefSeq, a predicted model, not a curated record